AUGAGAAUCAGAAGAAACCAAACAAACAACAAACCCAUCAUCAAUUCGUACCUUUCACAGAUAGAAGGCGUAGUUCUGAAUAAUUAUCAGUUUACAGUCGAGUCUCAGAAAGAAUUAACUCUGAUGAUAGAAAAGGAAAUAAUGAAGACAGGUCCUUUUUUCCUCCAUCCGAUUAAACUAGCAACAUUUAAAAGAUUUCCUCCAAUUCAUCUGGCUAUACAAGUUUAUUCAGUCACAUAUUUGUUUGCUGAAGUAAUUAUGAAGUCUUCCAGAGAGGUAAAGAUAGACGACGCCUUCCAAACAUCAGGAAAAUUUGUCGUAUCUAAUAUACAUAGUCAAAAGAAUGGGAAACAACCAAAUUAUAUCUCAACAUAUGAUUGGCUUAUGCAGCAUAGUCGACGUAAUGAAGUAACUUCCAAUGAUUCUUUCUCAAUUAAUGUCACCAUUUCUCAGGAGAUUUUUAUUAAGCCAUACAUUGAAUGGAGGGAGAGAGACAUUCGAUUAGAUUUUGGAUCUCCCUUUACUGUAAGGUUAAAUCAAGAAUUAGAUAUGACGUCAUCAGUCGCUGAUGUAUCACUUUGUGCAAAUUUGACAUCACGAAUCACAGGUGUGUUUUCCACUGGAACAAAUUCCUUAGUCGUAGAUGCAUUUGGGAUUCCGAUAUGGGGAGAAGUUUCAACAUUAUCUAAAGCCCGAAUAACAAGUGUCUCUAUACUCCAACAAAAUCUCUCCAAUAAAUGCCGAGCAAAUUGUUUUGGAACUCAACAACCGAUGACUACAUCUAUAGAUAUUUGUGGUCCAGAGGAACUUGUUGUGUUCCGAAAUUCGUCUUCGUUCUCUACAUUACGAAAGUUAUUUGGGAACGCCAUUUUAUUUCUGUCGGAGGAAUCCAACGAAUCAUCGUGGUGUGGACAUCCGGGAAAUCCUUGCGAGGACUGUGAUGAUUACUUUCAAGAUGAUAACGUUUGCUCAGACAGAUAUGUUACACCAAAUCUUGCAGAAGUUUUAACUAAGCUUGUCAAGUUCAUUGCUGCUGAAUGGCCAGGAAGAAAACUGUUAAUUCUAGAAGCUUGGGACGAACCUACCUCGAUAUAUCCACUUGGUAGUCAUGGCAAUCACUCUUUGUUCUAUUCCGGAAGAGCAGCCAGAAUUGCUAUGAGCAAGAACCUCGCUAGUAAAGAACCGGAAACAGACAGAGUAAUUUUUCGUAGAUUUGAGGAAUUAAUUAGAUGUUCUGAUGUCGAUUACCUUGAGACGUUUUCAAAAGAUUCCGUGGUGGACAUAUGUGUUUCGGAUGAUUCGGCGUCUUUAUUUACAAACCAGAAUUACAGGAGGAAGAAAAGAGCAGUGAAAUCAAACAACAUCGUAAAAGUGAACAGUUGGAAGGAAGACAAGGACAAAUUUAAUGAUUAUUUAUUUACCUUGGUAAGUGCUAAAACACUUGGAUCUACUUUUAAGGAUUACUUUGGAGGUGGAAAAUAUCACCCAAAGGAUAAAACUGCUGAGGAAGUGUGUGGGAAAGCGGAUGAGGCAUACAGUGUGGAUAAUCUAGAUCAGAUGCAGCGAUUAAUUCAGUAUCCGCUAGAAAAUGUUGAAUUUGAGGCGGAGGGUCCACAAACCUCGUCUUGUGGAUCGGAGACGAGGGGCUGCAAUCAGUGUAAAAAUUACACUGAUGUAGACAACCCCUGGGAUUGGUGCUUGACUCGAGCCAUGACUACUAGAGCUGUUACUAGACUACGAAGACUGGUGAGAUUAAUAGAAGACAACGUUCAGCUUCCUUCAAAACAAUCAAGAGGGACUACAAAUGAAGAACUAGGCAUAUGUCGAUCAGGAUUUGCGUUGUUUCAUACCCUUGAAGAGUGUAAAAAAUUAAUGCCAGACUCAACUGUGGAUAAAGAAACAAAAUGUAUGCUGUCACUGUCAAGAUCUUUUGCAGAACCAAACCCAAUGGCGGAUGGUGUAUCCAUUCCAUUAACUCCAGCCUGUAAUCAAGGUGAUAAUACAAAAAUAGUUCUUUACGGAAAUGUUUGCUCAGGAGAUCCUUGCCAAUUCUUUUCCGGAAAGGAAUACCAUCUUCUGCUCAAAUUGAUUCUAAUUUUCGAAGUGUGUUCAUCGAAAUGGAAUCAGGAAAGUAUGGAUUCAGAAAUUCAGUCACUAAAGGUCAAGGAUGAAAACCUAAUGACAACUUUAUCUUGGUGUAUGGCUGGUGAAAAGCCAAUAUUGAACAUUCACUAUCCAGAUGACCAAACAAGUCGCCCAACAAUUGGAAUCGGCUACAGCUUGAGGGAGCGAAUUGGAUCAUCUGAAAAGAAAGAUUUCCUUCUGGAAACUCUUCCAAGCGUGGAUUAUGGUGGAAUACUGAGUGGUAAACAAUCCCUUACAAAGGAACAGGCGCUUUUCUUGUUCGAUAGAACGGUAAGAAGAUUCAUGAUAAAAACCAUUGACAGUGCUGUCCCCUUUAAAACAUUUGUACAUUUGGAUACAGCUACAAAAAUUGCCCUUAUAAAUGCAAAUUAUAGAGGCGAAUUUGGCUCUAAAAUUAAAAGUAAAUUUAAGUCAGCAGUGUCCCAUGGACAGUGGGCAAAUGCCGCAGCCAUAUAUUUGACCCAUGAUGACUACAUUGAAAACAAAUGUUCGACAACCGGCAAAGGUAGCAUAUGCACACGGAUGAGGUGGAACGCUGAGCAGUUCAAAAAACACAUAAUGAAGCCAGUUAGAAUAUCAAGUACGGACCAGUCCAAGCAAACGGGAUCAACUAGCAAGACACUCUCAGCUGUUGGAAGAUCAUUAAAAAUAUCUGUCAACACAGGAGUGUCGUUGAGCACUAGUAAACUGGCAAAUCUCGCCGUUCUCGCAGGAUUCGAUCACGUGACCAAAGAAUCGGAGCAUAUUAUAGCCAGUGUCCGAGCAGCCGUUGGUGUGAACGCAGUGAUUGUAAACUACCCAAAUCUGAAUAUGCAUGAAACAGAACCUCCUGCAAAAGAUGUGAUAGAAUAUGAAAUACCUGCAGAUGCAGACUAUAGUUUAACAUAUCCUAUUCUUGUAGAUGGAUUCAACUCUUCUGUCAAUCUUUCAGAUUGUUACAGAAUAGCAGACAUAAAAUCAGAUGAUUUCAGGUAUUUUAGAUUUGAUGAAAAAUUGUUGGAAUGUCUGGAAGAUGCCAGUAGCCAUUCUGACGGAUGUAUUAAAGUUAUAUAUGGUUCAGGAUAUCGGGUACGAUCAGAAAACAAUAGAAAUAUUGAUUCCAGACAUGCAGAAGAAAAGUGGCGUUUUUCUGUAGGUCAAGCAGUAGAGAUUGGUCAAGGAAUGAACCAAAACCAGUUGUACAAUCUUGGAUUAACCAUUAUGAGAUCAUGCGUGCAGAAUCUUAUACCGAAGAGGUUAAUACUUGGCUUCGGGGUCCAUUCAGACAGACUCUAUGUGGAUAUAAGGGAAUCAACUCCAACAGAAGAGUUUGUAAAAAUCUGGGAUCACGGAUUCGAACCAUUAUACAAUCAAUUGAAAGAUAUAGAGACUGGGUUUAAACAUGGUGGGGCAUUCAUUCAACCAACAAACAGAACAAGAGCAUGCCAACCACCGCCCUUGGGAUUAAAAGCAUAUUACAUAAAAUAUUCAAAAGAAGGGGAAUGUGGUUCGGACAGUGGAGAUUCCUCAGAAUGUUCCAAAACUUCUGCUACUCGUAAAAAGGCAGCAUCUGAAUUUCUUGAAAGGUUGAUAGAGGUGGCAGGAAACGGACCUCUGGACAAGGCAACACUGAGAUCAAAAGUCAACAAAUGUUUAGUGGACCUGUGUGGGGGUUGUAUUGGGAAAGGAAAAGUAUGGAAAGAUAAAACAAUUGCAUGUUUUGACCUUGUGACCUACUUUUUGAAUGGAUCUUCAUCUCCUUUUCCUGAUUUGAGGAACACCGGGGCUUUCUACAAUACAGAGAACACCAAGUCUGAGGUUCAUUCCUUAGCCUGCCAUGAUGGAAGUGCAUGCCUCGAAAAUGUCCAGCUUCAUUCCUUCUUGCAGGAAACUUUAGCAACAAAGUAUAAACCAGAUUCUUCGAAGACCAAUGAGGAACUCUUAUAUGAUCCAGUGGAUAAUCCAUCACCACUCCCAGAUAUCCUGGAACAGGAAAUGGCCAUGCGGGUGUCUGGAAAUGUCUCAGUCUACAUUGAAAGCAGCGGGGAUAUAUCAAAACUAAACCAUCUACUAAAGAUACUAAUGAUUUAUAACGUAAAGGUGACCAAUGUUCAAUUUCAUCUUACUAAGUCAGUGAGAGAGAACCAAGUUAUGGGUGCAAUUCAACGUAAACUAGAGCGAUGGUCAUAUUCCGUGUGUCCUGAUAGAUCCCGGAUUGUAGUGGCACCGUACACUGUCCAUAAAAUAUCACACGAAAGACACAGGAGAAGCAUUGAAAGAAGUGAAGAAAGAAACACUGUGAAACAAUUGAGAAAUAACUGGGAACUAGAGUGGUUAGCGAAAACAUAAUUAUUUCUGUAUUUUUUUUCUUUUGAAUGCAAAAUAAUAAAAAUAUUUCAAUUUCUGAAGCCGUAUGACAUAUGCCAUAU
Saccostrea echinata is the source of this 4553-nucleotide messenger RNA. RefSeq lists its product as uncharacterized. Gene Ontology annotation, biological process: cell fate specification; cell-cell signaling; smoothened signaling pathway. The record is from RefSeq and is a predicted model, not a curated record. The transcript has 21 exons. Gene Ontology annotation, molecular function: patched binding; lysozyme activity; calcium ion binding. Lineage: Eukaryota; Metazoa; Mollusca; Bivalvia; Ostreida; Ostreidae. Bases 1 to 4473 code for a protein of 1490 amino acids.